Molecule: messenger RNA, 2944 nt
Organism: Hemicordylus capensis (graceful crag lizard)
Lineage: Eukaryota; Metazoa; Chordata; Lepidosauria; Squamata; Cordylidae
Gene: VPS37A
Product: VPS37A subunit of ESCRT-I
Exons: 12
Coding region: 210-1430 (406 amino acids)
Biological process (GO): ubiquitin-dependent protein catabolic process via the multivesicular body sorting pathway; protein targeting to membrane; protein targeting to vacuole
Cellular component (GO): ESCRT I complex
Source: RefSeq, a predicted model, not a curated record
CGCAAACGGUGGGGCCUGCGCGCACGCGCCUUUCCUUGAUGUUGGAAUGGGCAGUAGAACCGGCUUCCCUACUUCCUGUCAAAGCGGAAAGAGGACGAGCGGUGGGGGGAACGAGGGAGAAGGGCUGAAGCGAGAGCGGCAGUACGAGGCAAAGGAGUCGGGGAGGAAAAGGGCCGGGCCCGGCGGCUCCGCUGUAGGCAGGGGAGAGAAUGAACUGGCUCUUCCCGCUCUCCAAGGGGGGCAGUGGCGGCGGGGCCGGGGCCGCCUCGUCCUCCGCCGCCUCUGGCGGGGCCCCGCUGCCCUCGACCCUCACCAGCCUCCAGCAGCAGAAGCAGCGGCAGAUCGAAUCACUGCGCAGCGCCCACACCGCAAUAGCUGAAAUACAGAAAGAUGUGGAGUAUCGAUUGCCAUUCACAAUAAGCAACCUGACCAUUAAUAUUAACAUCUUGCUUCCCCCUCAGUUCCCUCAGGAAAAACCAGUCAUCAGUGUUUUCCCUCCAAUACGACAUCACUUAAUGGACAAUCAAGGAGUGUAUGUGACCUGCCCAUUAAUAAGCAACUUCACAAUGCACUCGGAUCUUGGGAAAAUUGUUCAAAGUGUACUUGAUGAGUUUUGGAAGAAUCCUCCUGUUUUGGCUCCCAACUCCACAUCAUUUCCCUACCUUUACAACAAACCAGCUGGAAUUCCUUCCUAUGCUCCUCAGAACUUCCCGUUCCUUUCUCCAUAUCUGCUGCAAGAAACAAAUAGGUCUAUACCAUCUGUGCCACUUGCAGAAUCCCUUUCUUCAGGCUUUGCUACAGACAGACCUGCUGCUCCUUCCUGUGGUAUGAUAACAGAGCUUCCAUUGCCUGUUCCAACAGCAGAAACCUUUUCGCAGGGGAGCCAAAAUGGAUUCAGUUACAAGAUGCCCGAUGUUCCUGAGGCAUUUCCAGAGCUGUCAGAGUUUAGUAUAUCACAGUUGACAGACAUGAAUGAGCAAGAAGACAUACUGCUUGAACAAUUUGUUAAUCUGCCACAGUUGAAGCAAGUCAUUAAUGACAAGGACGACCUAGUAAAAAGUAUUGAAGAGCUAGCAAAAAAAAAUCUAUUGUUGGAACCUAGCCUGGAGUCAAAACGACAAGCUGUGUUGGAUAAAUAUGAACAGCUGACUCAGUUGAAGGCCACAUUCGAAAAAAAGAUGCAGAGGCAGCAUGAACUUAGUGAGAGUUGCAGCGCAAGUGCUCUGCAGGCAAGAUUGAAAGUAGCUGCACAUGAAGCUGAAGAGGAAUCUGAUACUAUUGCAGAAGACUUUCUGGAAGGGAAAACAGAGAUAGAUGACUUUCUUAGUAGCUUCAUGGAGAAGAGAACAGUUUGCCACUGUAGAAGAGCCAAAGAAGAAAAGCUUCAACAGACAAUAACAAUGCGCAGCCAGUUCCAUACUCCAUUAUAGAUUUCCAGCCAACUAGUUUUCAAGGCAAGAGAACAAAUCCAGCAAAGCACAUUUUCAUAUAUCUAUUAUUUUGCAAAUACGCAUUUCACCAUGGUUGUAUUUAUAGUACAGACUGUAUACAGAGUUGGGAUGGUUUUUUGUACAAAUUAGAAUGUCUUUAUAUUCUCAUUUUAUCCAAGACAGACUUCUACUGUAAUUUUUGCACUAAUAUUUCCUGUAUUUAUUAUUGAUAAUCCUUACCAUAUUUACGUUCUUGCUGCUAUCUCCAUCUAUUUUAUAGAUUAAAUAUCUAAACAUGUAAUUUGACUAUAGAUUUUUAAAUUUUAUACAACAUAAUUCAUACCUUUUAUAUUAAACAUUGGCUGAUUCAGUUUGAGGGGCAUACAAAUGUUGGUUACUUAAGUGAGUUGCAGAGUGUUGUGAGGCAAGAUGCAUCUGCACAAGACAGUUUCAAAAUUCCACUUCUUGAAACCAGGUUUUCAACCAUUUUUAUUUUGUGUUGACAAUUGAAAUCAAACUGGUGGCUAGGAGACUACAAGCUCAAGCACUGCCUUGCAGCCCACUGAGGAGAAGACAGUCAAUUGCCUGCACCUAGGACUAGAAAUUCUGAAAAGAAAAAUCUGAUGUUAACACCCUUUACACGCUUCACGAUCUUGCAGUUCACUUCCUUUGGGAAGCAACACUUCACAGCACAGAUGAUUUCACAGGUCACAUCAAACAAAGGAAGAUGUUGCUUCUUUCCUUGCCAUCUCCUAGUUCCACAUGUAAAUUGUAAGAAGCAAAAGAUGCAGGAGUGCAAGCAGAUCGUUCCGUUACCAUAGUAUUUGUUCCACUUCUGCAUACAGCUUCAUUUUGCACUUCAGCGUAUGCAGAAGAACCUUAUUGAAACCAAGAUGAGGGGGUAUGAUGACAGUGUAUAUAAACAGAUGGGGGCCCUGGGCAUAUGAAGCUAUUCCUCCAUCUCAGUAAGACAAGUAAAUAAGCUUGUGCAUAUGUUUGUUCUGUGUUAAAGUGGUACCUUGUCGAAAUAACAGCAAUUCAGCCUCUUUUUACAGCUGAAAUUCAGGAUAUACUAUUUCUACUAAAAGUAAAACCAAAGAAUCUGUUGUCCUAUAAAAACAUUCUAAAUUGCCAUCUUACCUCAUGGUGCUGUAGAUGAGGUCAUCACUCUUGCAAGGAACUCAAACUACUUCAUAGGUAUUACAUUCUUGAACUCUAUUGUUUUCUUCCGUACUUAGGCAAAUUGGAAAAUGAUGACUUAGCAGAUAAAUGUAUCAACUUGAAAUUGGUUGGGUGUUUUUUUCCUUGUGUCACUCAACUCUGUUAUCUAAUAAACUUCCUUUCCCUGGGUGGCUGUAAGGGAUUUUCAAAAGGUUUAUGUAUGGAUAGUUGGAUUUAUAAACCAGAAUUUCAGAUUCUACAAAUGGGGGAAAUAGCUGUAGAGUUCAAAUUUGUGGGACUCCUCUUGACAAUGUUGAGUCUUACAUUGGAAAUAAAUAGUCUGAUGGAACAAA